Molecule: messenger RNA, 1703 nt
Organism: Selaginella moellendorffii
Lineage: Eukaryota; Viridiplantae; Streptophyta; Lycopodiopsida; Selaginellales; Selaginellaceae
Product: protein ZINC INDUCED FACILITATOR-LIKE 1
Exons: 16
Coding region: 106-1584 (492 amino acids)
Biological process (GO): transmembrane transport
Molecular function (GO): transmembrane transporter activity
Source: RefSeq, a predicted model, not a curated record
GCCCCUUCGUUCGACUUCUGUACGAAUCUCAAACUUGCACGAGUUUCUCGUGGUUGAAAGUUUUCCUUCAGGAAUCCAGAUUGGUUUUUUUCUUGAUUUGGUGCUAUGACGGAGGAGAAGCAGCCGCUCCUCGAUCACUACCAGCAUCGCCCAGGUUCCAGCGGCAGGGCAUCCGCGCUCCAUCCCAAGUGCCCGGGAUGCCGAGUCGCCCAUCUCCGGGACAAGAACGCGCCAGUUCCCUUCAAGCUCCUCGUUCUCCUCGGAUUUGUGAUCCUCGCCAAUGCGCUUCCAAUCGCAGUAGUCUACCCCUUCCUCUACUUCAUGAUAGAAGAUCUACACGUUGCCAAGCGGAAAGAGGACAUUGGAUAUUACGCUGGAUGGAUCGGAUCAUCUUUGAUGAUUGGGCGAAUGCUCACUGGAGUCCUCUGGGGCGUCAUAGCCGACAGAUAUGGUCGAAGGAAGGUCAUGGUUUGCGGCAUUCUCUCAGUGGUGGUUUUCAACACCUUGUUUGGGCUUAGCACGAGCUUGUGGAUGGCUCUGCUCACGCGAUUUCUCUUGGGAGGUUUCAAUGGAAUGCUUGGAACCGUCAAGGCAUACGCUUCCGAGAUCUGUAGCGAGCAACAUCAGACGAUAAGCAUGUCAAUGGUUAGCACGAUGUGGGGAUUUGGCCUUAUUAUCGGACCAGCUAUGGGUGGCUAUCUAGCACAGCCUGCGAUCAAGUAUCCAAACAUCUUCAAAUCCGGGAGCUUGUUUGCGAAAUUUCCUUACUUGUUGCAAGCACUUGGCGUCCUUGUGUUCGCAUUGAUAGCACUGGUUAUGUGCUUCUACUUGCCGGAAACACUUCAUAAAGAUCACACUUCUCUUGAAAUUGAUGAGGAGGACACAGGCAAGGAUCACAUUGCUGUGGAGAGUGAUACAAAGGAGAAGCAAUCCGAAUCCAUCUUUAGAAACUGGGGAUUUAUUUCCUCCACAAUGGUCUACUGUGUCUGGUCUCUACACGACAUAGCUUACACCGAGAUCUUCUCGCUGUGGGCCGUGAGUGGAAGAUCAUACGGUGGACUUGGUUUCACGAGCUCCAACGUUGGACAAGUUCUUGCAAUAUCCGGCUUGUCUAUGCUUUUGUUCCAAUUGACUUUGUUUCCUAUCUUUGCAAAGUGGCUCGGGCCGAUCCGGUUGACACGAGUACCAACACUAGUAGCAAUUCCUAUAUUGACGGCGUAUCCAUUCUUCUCAAAACUUCACGGGAACUCUCUCUGGGCGAUACUUCUCAUCGCGUCGAUCACCAAGUUGAUUCUGGGUCAAGCCACAUUCACGGGCUCCUUCAUACUCAUCAACAAUUCAGUGAAACAAGCGCAAAGAGGCGCCGCCAAUGGUUUCUCUCUGAGCAUUGUGUCACUGUUCAAGGCAAUUGGCCCCGCGGGUGGUGGCUCAGUCUUUGCGUGGUGCCAAACAAGGCAACACACCUGGCUUCUCCCAGGUGAUCACCUCGUGUUCUUUUUCCUCAACUUCUUUGCGCUUCUCACGGCGCUCAUGACAUGCAAGCCAUUCCUUCCAUCGUCCACGGCCCACCCUAUACUGGAAUAGAUCAAACUUUCCAACUAUCAAGCAACCAAACAAAAAGGAGAAUUCUUUAAAGAAAUACGUGUUCAAGAAAUAUCAAGCAACCUCUAGAGAAAGGGAAUUGUAAAAUAUCCGCUUUCGUA